Messenger RNA from Peronospora matthiolae, 645 nucleotides. The record is from the annotation of a GenBank genome assembly. NCBI's taxonomy places the organism in Eukaryota, Oomycota, Peronosporomycetes, Peronosporales, Peronosporaceae.
AUGGCCCAUGACCAGCUUGAUGUGUUGACGGCUUUCCUGUAUGGCGUCAUGAAGGAACAAGUGUUCUGUGUGAUUCCUGAAGGCGUCAACCUUGAUAGUACGUUCGACUGCCUGGAAUUGGUGAAGUCAAUUUACGGCCUCAAGCAAGCGUCGCGAGUGUGGAACGAGACGUUCGACGAGUAUGUGUGCUCCAUCGGAUUCCAAGCGUCGUACUUCGACCCAUGUCUCUACAUCAAGACUUCGGACGGCCAUUGUGUGCUUGUACUGGUCGACGUGAAAGACGUCUUGAUGGCAGACAGCGGCAAGUAUUCAUUUGUUCUUGGGAUCGAGCUUUUGGACGGUGGAGAUGGCAGUGUGACUCUGUGUCAGCGCCAUUAUGUCGAUGAUAUCCUCAAGCGCUUUGGAAUGGAGGAGUGCAAGGCUGUGGCGAGUCCUGUGGAUGUCAGUUCUCGACUGAUGUCAAGCAGCACAGCGAGCAAGAUUGUGGCAAAGUCACUACUCAAAUUUUGUAUGAGGAUCGGUGGCCACAUCUUUAACGCGCCGCUUACUGGUGGAAAAGGAGGCCAUGAGACUCGGCGAUCCAAUACGGAGGUGGAAGAUGAUAUUAACGGGAUCGGCGAACCGAUCCAACUGUCGUUAGACUAA